This is a messenger RNA of Condylura cristata (star-nosed mole), 4586 nucleotides long. RefSeq names its product cytoplasmic polyadenylation element binding protein 3 (gene CPEB3). Bases 175 to 2313 code for a protein of 712 amino acids. The transcript has 11 exons. Gene Ontology annotation, biological process: negative regulation of cytoplasmic translation. NCBI's taxonomy places the organism in Eukaryota, Metazoa, Chordata, Mammalia, Eulipotyphla, Talpidae. The record is from RefSeq and is a predicted model, not a curated record. Gene Ontology annotation, molecular function: ribosome binding; translation factor activity, RNA binding; mRNA regulatory element binding translation repressor activity. Gene Ontology annotation, cellular component: synapse; cytoplasm; nucleus.
CCGGCCGGCGCCCUCCCGUUUCCUUCCUCCAGGGGGAAAAAUGUCCUUCGGCCCGCUUUCCGGGAAGCAGCAGAAUGUGCCGUUCCACUGUCAGUAGCAACAAGGUCAGCUCUCCCGGCCGGUUUUUCAUCUCAGCUCUUGUCCGCAGGUGGGAGCGAGCCAGCUGCGCAAACCAUGCAGGAUGAUUUACUGAUGGACAAAAGCAAAACCCAGCCCCAGCCCCAGCAGCAGCGGCAGCAGCAGCAGCCCCAGCCCGAGCCCAGCGCAGCCGAAGCCCCGUCCACGCCCCUCUCCUCAGAGACCCCCAAGCCGGAGGACAACAACACAGUGCCGGCCCUCAGCCCUGCCGCGCCCCCGCCGGCUCCUAACGGCCCCGACAAGAUGCAGAUGGAAUCGCCGCUCCUGCCGGGCUUGAGUUUCCAUCAACCCCCUCAGCAGCCGCCGCCGCCCCAGGAGCCCACGGCACCGGGAGCGUCGCUGUCGCCGUCCUUCGGCAGCACCUGGUCCACAGGCACCACGAACGCGGUAGAGGACAGCUUCUUCCAGGGGAUCACCCCAGUCAACGGGACCAUGCUCUUCCAGAACUUCCCGCACCACGUCAACCCAGUCUUCGGAGGCACCUUCUCUCCGCAGAUCAGCCUGGCGCAGACCCAGCACCACCAGCAGCCGCCGCCGCCAGCGCCGCAACCCGCUCAGCCCGCACAGCCCCCGCAGGCACAACCCCCGCAGCAGCGCCGGUCACCCGCCAGCCCCAGCCAGGCGCCCUACGCGCAAAGGAGCGCCGCGGCGGCGUACGGCCACCAGCCCAUCAUGACCAGCAAGCCGUCCUCGUCUUCGGCCGCCGCCGCCGCAGCAGCAGCGGCCGCCGCCUCGUCGGCCUCUUCCAGCUGGAACACCCACCAGAGUGUGAACGCCGCCUGGAGCGCACCGUCCAACCCGUGGGGUGGCCUGCAGGCGGGCCGGGACCCUCGCCGAGCGGUCGGCGUGGGUGUGGGCGUGGGCGUAGGGGUGCCUUCUCCGCUCAACCCCAUCUCGCCGCUGAAAAAGCCCUUCUCCAGCAAUGUGAUCGCGCCACCCAAGUUCCCCCGAGCCGCUCCGCUCACCUCCAAGUCCUGGAUGGAGGAUAACGCUUUCCGGACCGAUAAUGGUAACAAUCUGUUGCCAUUUCAGGACCGGAGUAGGCCCUAUGACACUUUUAACUUGCACUCGUUGGAGAACUCCUUAAUGGAUAUGAUAAGGACUGAUCAUGAGCCUCUGAAAGGUAAACACUACCCUCCCAGUGGCCCACCAAUGAGUUUCGCUGAUAUAAUGUGGAGGAAUCAUUUUGCAGGACGCAUGGGAAUAAAUUUCCAUCAUCCAGGAACAGAUAAUAUUAUGGCACUUAACACCAGGAGCUAUGGGCGGAGACGAGGUCGGUCUUCUCUCUUUCCCUUUGAAGAUGCUUUCCUGGACGACAGUCAUGGUGAUCAAUCCUUAUCAUCUGGCUUAAGUUCUCCCACUCGCUGUCAAAAUGGAGAACGAGUAGAACGCUACUCUAGAAAGGUGUUUGUUGGAGGCCUUCCUCCUGAUAUCGAUGAAGAUGAGAUCACUGCCAGCUUUCGCAGGUUUGGGCCUCUGGUUGUGGACUGGCCUCACAAAGCUGAAAGCAAGUCCUAUUUUCCUCCUAAAGGCUAUGCCUUUCUGCUGUUCCAGGAGGAGAGCUCAGUACAAGCUUUGAUAGAUGCUUGCCUAGAAGAAGAUGGGAAACUCUACCUGUGUGUGUCAAGCCCCACCAUCAAGGAUAAACCAGUGCAAAUUCGACCAUGGAACCUAAGUGACAGUGACUUUGUAAUGGAUGGUUCUCAGCCUUUGGACCCCAGAAAAACUAUCUUUGUUGGGGGAGUUCCACGACCCCUUCGAGCUGUGGAGUUGGCAAUGAUCAUGGACCGUUUGUAUGGUGGUGUCUGCUACGCUGGCAUUGAUACGGACCCAGAACUGAAGUACCCCAAAGGUGCUGGCCGCGUGGCGUUCUCCAAUCAGCAGAGUUACAUUGCAGCCAUCAGCGCUCGCUUUGUGCAGCUCCAGCACAAUGACAUUGACAAACGGGUGGAAGUGAAGCCAUAUGUGCUGGAUGAUCAGCUGUGUGAUGAGUGCCAGGGCACACGCUGUGGUGGGAAGUUUGCCCCGUUCUUCUGUGCCAACGUCACCUGUCUGCAGUAUUACUGCGAAUACUGCUGGGCGAGCAUACACUCCCGUGCCGGGCGGGAGUUCCACAAACCGCUGGUGAAGGAGGGAGGUGACCGCCCUCGUCAUGUCCCUUUCCGCUGGAGCUGAGCCCAGGGCAGACCCAGCCACAAGUACUGGAGUAGAUAACAAGGAGGGAAAAGAGAGGGCACUGCCUCAGGGCUUACAGUGUUCUGGAAAUUUGUGCAUUUGUUCUCAAUUUUUAAAGAAGAAAUGGGUCUUUUUAUUAUUAUUAUUAUUAUUUACAGUCAUAUUACUGAACUCAGUGUCCAGUAUAAUGCAGAAUUGCAGAGUGUAUCACGGUACUGAUUUGCACUUUGAUUCACACCUUUGUCUGCUUGGUACCUUAAUUUCUUACACCUGAUUUGUCACUCGUGACUAUGCGUUGACUGCCAUUCUCAUCAGCGGCCAUCAGGUGGAUGUCUGUGAUUUUUUUUGUUUGUUGUGCUGUUGUUCUGAUUGUUUUUGAACUGGAGCAUGCACUUAUUUUCAGAAACUUAGAAAGUUGCCCCUAGGAGAAGACUUACCAAAGGUGUAAUACUCGAGAGUAGGUGGCAGAUGUAGCAAACACUUCACAACAAUUCAGCAAUCACUCAUUAGUUGGGGUCAUUUAGAGUAAGGAUAACCCUUAAUGAAAAUAAGCCUUUAGUUGCUCUCUAUUUUGACAUGUUAAGGAUACCUCAUAAGCUGAAUCUUUAUUUUUCCUUCAUGGUUGAUUUUUGUUUUGCUGAGGAUUUUGGUUAGAUCUUUUAGUGUUAUGUAAAUUUAUGCUGCAAUAGCUUUUGCUGCUAUUACAAUGGUAUUAUUAAUACCAUAAUACUCUAUUCAGGCUAAGGUAUCAAUUAAAAAAAAAACCCAACAACACACUUUUAUGAUUUAGGGAUAGAAUCAGCUGCCGAACAGAGAUCAGAGUAGACUUCAGAAAGCUUCAAUGGAAGGUCACUAUUUCUGACUGCAUGUUUACUUAAUCAGGUUGCUGCAUGCAAUAAAUUUUAUAUCCAAUGUCUAGUAUAAAACCUUCCCACAAUGCACAAAUUAAGAAUCUAUAUAAGCUAUAAAAUACUGAUUUUUUAAAGAUUUUUUUCAUUCAAAGAAUUGGUAAUUGACUGGAGGAAGGCAUGCCUCAAUAAAUGGAAUGCUUCUGAAAUUAGGAAGAGCCCAUAACAGAACGACCUAUAUUACAACCAAUAUAAAACCUAGGUGUAGGAUAUUCUUAAAGCAAAUUUGUGGAUGGUAGAUGAAGUACUUUGCGGUGCUCUGUUAUAUAUUGUGCAAUUUAUUUUAUAUAGUAAAGUGAUUAUGUCUAACUGUGAUCAAACUUAACUGUUUAAAGCCUUUGUGUCAGACAUUAACGAACUUGACAGUUCAUAACUGGUAUAUUAUUAACUAACACAUGAGCUCUUAGUUACAAUCUCCUAGUGCUUGCACCAUUUUACAUAGCUUCAGACCUUGUCCAGAAAACCAAAGAGCUCAUCUUAGCUUACAAACACUAGGAAUAUAUACAGUAUAUAGAGAUAAGUUGUCAGAUUGACAAACUAGGCACAUUUUAAGAAAGUUGUGUGAUGGUGAUGCUAAAGAAAUGUCUCUACAAAAUGGGAGGGCCUGGGCAGGGUUGGUCGUCUGGGUGAGAAAUUAACUACUUAAUUCCCUGGAUUUUUCCUGUAAAGCUUGAAUAGAAUUAAGACCUGCUAGAACUACCAUGGACAUUUUUUUAGCAUUCACUCGUGGGCUGCAGAUAGUAAUAUAUAAACACACACAAUGAUUGUGAGACUAUGUAAUUCUUUUUUUUUUUAAAUCUUCUUCCUAUGUUUUGGAAUUCUGGGGACAAUCUGACUGGAUAUGACACUGCAGAAUAGAUUUAAGUCGCUGUGUUUUAUGUGCUGUGAUGUCCUUGUACUGUCUUAAGUUAAUAUUGCUUGUUUUGGUUUGGUUUGGUUUCUCAAGUGUUUAGUUGCAAUUACCAACUCUCAAACUAUAGUUUGUUUUCAAAAAAAAAACAAAAUAGUUUUUUACUGGAUUAAAAAUGCUUGUUAGAACGCUCCCCUUUUGCAGUCAUGUCUGGGCUUUCUGCUUUUUUCCCAGCCCAGCUGUGGUUUUCUGUUUGUUUUGUUUUUGUUUUUUUUUUCUAUGUUUGUGGUUUUUUCAUCUGUACAAGAAAUUUUGUUAUGCACUACUACUUUUUGUAUUCUAGAAAGUUUUCAAAAGUUGGCCGAAGAUUUGUUUGUUUGUUUUUAAGGAAAAAGGCAUGCUUUCUGACUGACAUGAUCUUUUGCAAUACCUCAAUUUUGAAAUAUAGGAAAGAAAAUGAUAUUUUCUAAGUAAGUUUAUUCAGAAAAAUAUAUAUUAAUUUAAUUCUGCAAGAA